Salmo salar (Atlantic salmon) is the source of this 5725-nucleotide messenger RNA. RefSeq names its product KIAA0753 ortholog. Gene Ontology annotation, cellular component: microtubule organizing center; centriolar satellite. Gene Ontology annotation, biological process: centriole replication; protein localization to centrosome. The record is from RefSeq and is a predicted model, not a curated record. Lineage: Eukaryota; Metazoa; Chordata; Actinopteri; Salmoniformes; Salmonidae.
UUACGGAAGACAGUACUUAUUAUUGGUUGUCAUGGCGGCGUUUUAAUUUUUUUAAACUGAGAUUAGAUUGCUAGCUGUCGAAGUGUAUCCCGUACAAAUAGUCCCCGAGACACAUAUUUUCAAUUUAUUUACAUGAUAAUAAUUUAAGCAUAAUGUUGCAUGGCUAGAUACGUACUGAAACGUUAGGCUAAGGUUGGCAAAAUGGAUCAAAACUAACCGUUAGCUAGCUAUCUAGGCAGCUAGCCAGGGUUACAGCUGAUGUCGAUAUACCGCUAGCUAGCUAGCUAGAGGAUUUAGGAACAGCUAUGGCUGCAAACUUUCUGAAGGAGUCCCCGAUGACCUUAGGACAAUCGAAAAGCUGGGUCACAUUAGGUAUAAAUCGUAGCUCUCGAUGUUCUCAGAAUCAGUUACUUUUCAAUGCAGCUAUGCCUGCCAACGCCUAUAACCGUGCUACCCAAGUUGGCCCACCUGCACCCAUUGUGAUUGAGAAGCUGAUGCCCUGGGUAGAGAAGCGGGAUGACCUGGAUAGCAACUGCAGCUCUCUGUGUUUCUCUGCUCUGUCUGAGGAGCGUCUGCUGGCUGCAGUCAGGCUGGCCAAGAGAGAUCUGAGGAAGAGGCGACAGGAGUCAUUGAACAGCUCCCCCAUCAGACCACAGCCAGAGGAGACCACUCCCAUCAAGAACAAUGUGGAGCAGCAGAAGGGGGUUGUUCCUAAGGGGACGUCCAAGACGGCCGGCCCCAAAGAAGAAGUGAUUCAGUCUGGAGCCAAGGUGCUUGUUUACACCCCCCAGAAGUACGUCUCCAUACCCCCUGGGCCUGAUCAUGGCCGGUCCCCCCCAACAAAAGACCCAGGCCCAAGGCAAACAGCCAGCAAGGAGCCCCACACAGCCCUCAGCCAGGAGGUCCGCAGGCUGCAGAGAGAGCUGGCCAACUUCAUCCAGAGAAUAGACCAGCUGGCUAACAGAGGGCGAAUGGUUGUAGAGCCAUUGGAGCCUGAUGAACAGCGCAGGGUGGAGGUCCGGAGACAGGAACAGGCAGCCCGCUCUGCACGCAUCAUCUAUGUGCUGCAACAACAGGUGAAAGAGAUCCAAGAGGAUUUAGACAAACUACGCUCCCAGAAGAUUCAGCACACAAACAAAUCCAAAGCAAUGGACAGGUUGGCUGCUGCCCACAGAGGGGCGGUCAGGGCCAUGCAGGUGUUCACUAAUCAGCUGUCUGACACGUCUGAGGGCAGGAUGCCCUCCUAUUAUAAAGAGCUGGGCCAGCUGAUCCGCCAGCUCUCUCUGUGCUCGGCCAAGGUGGAGGUGGGCCAGGGAUCAGCCGUCCCAGAGACUGCCCUGGACAUCCUGCUGAAACUAGAGACCCUGGAUACUGCUCUAAGCAAGCAGGAGAGUCACGCACAGUGGAGACAUGCCCGAGUACGCAGCUCCUCCCCUGCACGCCACCGCAGGUCUCCACAUCGCAGCACGUCUCCUCCCCGUCGACCCAGGGGCCCCGCCACCAGGGGUCUCAGAGGACCUCGUAGAGCAGCAGGCCCCAAGAAGUCCUUCCCCGCAGAUAGGAGGGCGGUCCCUCUGCAUCAGCAGCCCCCCGGAGCCACAGAGCCUCCUCCACAACUGCAUCGCAGCCAGGUGCUCAGCGCUGGCCUGGAGAGCCUGGUCCAUUUCAGGGAAGGAGGGGGGCAGGUCCCCAACAGUCAAGGAGGAGCACUGCACUCCGACAGGACAAAGAAGCAGGGAGCCCAUGUGAGGGAUGCAGGUUUCCAGCAGCCCACAGUGGCUUCCAGGCUGAGGGUGUGUCAGCACCCACAGAAGGAGGCCUCUGUGCCCUGGAUACCGACGUCACCUCACUCUCCUAAACAACAACAACAGCGCUCCCCUCAGAAGAGGCCAGAGCCUCGAUGUCUCUUCUCCCCCCUGAAGCCCUCCUCAGGACCCUCAGAGCAGCAGCUAAUUGGUGUGGUGACAGCAGAGCAGCACCAGGGUCUGAUCUCUGAUAGACAGAGACAAGCCCACAACGAAGCCCUCAGGCAAGCCUGGCUGGACAGGAUGACCAUGCAGAGACUGAGAGACCUAAAUCAGCUGAGUAAAGAUGAAGCAGAACGCAUCCAGAGACUCCGGUCUGAGGUGGGCUCUCCAACCCAGUGGGCUGAGAGAGCUGAGCAGGAGGCCCGGGGGAGACUUCAGCCUCUGUUGAACCAAGCCCAGCAGAUGGGAGCGGCUGCCUCUCAGACCCGGGACAGAAAGGCCACAUCGGCACUGAGGCAUCAACUGUCUGAACAGGCUGCAGACAGAGCUGCGGAGAACGCUGAGGUGCUGAGUGAGGCCCUGCUAGAGGAGCUGCUGGCCGAUGCCGCGCGGGCCGCCUGGGCGGUGGAGACAGACAGACGGACGGAGGGUUUGGCCCAGCUCCAGCUCCAAGCCCCCACCCUGGAGAGCAUGCUGCUACGCAUGGAGGAGAUGGAGAAAGACCAGGAAGCUGUGAGGAGGCGUUUUGCUACCCUCACAUACUCAGACCCUUACUACUGGAACAGAGGGGACACUACUGGGCCCCAGAGGUCUGUUCCAAUCUCCAGGCCAGUCUCUCCUCAGCCCGUUAGGCUCACCAGGCCAGCACUGAGACACACCACCACAGCUGACAUUGUCCUGGAGAUCCCCGUGGAGACCGGUGUCCUGUUUGAGGGCAGCAUCAGGGAGGAGGUCUCCCCAGGUCAACCUGGCGGCAGCAGCACCUUCCCAGCCCCAGGGGAGAGGUGGGGAGACGGGACGCGACUCUCUGUGCCAGCCAGCAUGCAGAGGAAUAUCCAGCAAUACAGACAGGACCACGAGGCUUACCUCCGCCUGGUAGCCCACGAGGCUGUGGGCAGCUUCAACCCCUGGGCCAUUGCAGACAGUCUGUCAGAGGAGCUUAUGUCCGAGGCCCUGGCCGACGUAGCAGCAGAGUUCCAGGACGUCUGUGAGGAGUACGCAGAGGCUGUCUUCACCUCCGAGUUCCUUCAGCCAAUCACGUCACCUCCUGCUCCAGUUCCACCGUUAGACAUCCAAUAGAUCCUCUUCCUAUUCACAGACGUUGGGCGAGUUAGUUAGGUGUACUGCGUAGGUGGAUAUUUCAAUUCAGGACCAAUGGAAUAGUCAAAAAAGUGCAUGUGACAACAUUCAGAAUAGAAUGGAACUAAAGCAAUGCAGAUUAUUCCUAUUUGGCAGGUUCCUUUCUGUUGUUCUUACAGAGGGAUGGGUGAAUUCCACUGGGAAAGUUGGUUUUGAUACAUUUAGAGAGAAUAUUACUACAUUACAGGGGAUUAGAAGAUUAUGUCUCCCUUCUUUCCAUAAAUAAAGCUCUCCCAGAGGAUUACUCACGCUUUCCGUUUCCACAUUGAAACAUGGAAGUAAAUUCAUUGUUUGGGGGAAUUAACAAUAGGGGGUAAGCAAGCCAAGGGCGCGAUUCAUUGGUUAAUAGGAAAUCCGGAUAGCAUAUUGCAGUCAUUGAAAUUGUGUGCUUCACUUCCCAUGGCAUGCACCAAAUACUCUCUUAGCCAAAUUAGUAAUUUUAAAUUCAAUGAGAGCGCAUAUGUCAUGAGUGCACGUUGGAUGAGGGAGCGGCCUGAGCGGAUGUUCUCAGGCCGUGGAGAGAGACUUGAAAGCAGCUGUGAAGGAGGAGAGAGACACAUUCAGAUGUUGAGUUGGCCCCUAGAGGAUCUGACUGUGACAGUGGACAGAGAGUAACUGAGUGAAUUAGCUCACUCUGAAUCAGACCCUCUUUCUCCCCGCCAACUGUGUUUUGUGUGGGUGUCUGAAUACAUACAGGGUUAUGCACGUACACAUGUCUCACUCUCACAGUUCUGUUUCUUCCCAGAGCUCUAUACGAAUUGGAAUCUAGGAGCCAUUGCAGCAUUAUAAUAGGAGUUUUUGAAUUGCAGAAUACUUGAAAUUGAAAAACAUAUUGUUUGUCUGUGAGAGUCAGGGUGGCUCAUUUCUAAUUAUUUGUCAUUGUGCUGAAUGCUGUCUGUGGUUAACUAGGUUUUGAAUGUAUCACCUCCCUCUCCAGACAGCCAACACAGACUCAUCACAGAAAUGUAUUUUCAACACAAUUAACAAACAGAACAACAAGAUCUGUUUAUGUUCUACUCUGAUCUGUUUACACAACACAGAACAUAAUGAAAUUGGUUUUGUGUGCUUUGAUACAUUUUAUUUUUGUGAUGUUUUAUGGCAUAUUCAUGGCAGACUGUUUUAUAAUGAUGCCCAAAGUACAUUUUGUAAUAACUUUUUUUCUGGUACAAUAUUUAAAGGUUGUUUUAUUUUGUCAAAAUGAGGUAUCGGGAUGAUUCACUUGAUAACUUUAAUGAUAUUAGUAUUAAAACAUAUUUUUCAAAUGAGAUGCAUCUUGCUUGAUCAAUUUGAACUACAGCCACCCAGAUACAGGACUGUUCUAAUGGUGAAAAUGGUCUGUACCUACAGUAUGUUAGCCAGCAUAAUUAUCCUUGUCAAAGACAGAAUUCAUGUGACCAUGAAUAUUGACAAGUCAUAAUAUGAAUUAUGUGGAACACACAGUGACUUAUUUUGAGGCAAUGAUGUCCAUUCUGGCUGGAUAGAAUCAUUUUAGGUUUCCCUCGGGGGACAGUUCAGCUGAUGGCUGGUACUUUUCACAAUUCUUAGAAAAUUGGAUAUGAUCUUUAGCCAAGUGAGAUCAUUUUUCACUCUAUAGUACCCAUAUGGACAUAUUUACCUGUUUACAGAACCAGUGACAUUCUCUUACUCUGAACAACUACUGAAGAGAUUGUAGACGUUGGAUCCAAUCUCUGGGCGUGGAUAUGGGAGAGGAGUGCAGCUGCUCCAGUUGAGAAAUUGACCAGUACAGUAUGUGAUCUCCCUGGGCUGUGAUCUCCCUGACGUCAUCAUAUAGUCUGACCUAUAAAAUCUCUGCAUCAGCAGCGAGAGAGAAAUAACCUUGUUUCCCCCUCAGAACAAGGCUGUGGGUAAUCUUAAAGCAGUGGCAGUCAGAGCUAGCUAUCAAAUGUGAAACCCUUAUCCUUGCUUUGUCAUGAGGCAUGGUUAGAAUUUGAAGAUGUAUUGAAAGCUAAGUCUGUGUGGAUGGCCAAAAGGCUAAAUUCAUUUAUUUCAGACUUGAGGUGCAACGUUCAUUGUUGUUAGUAGACGAUCUGCACAUCUCUUGGCUUCUUUUCUGCUAGAACCCACUGACCUUCACUCUGAAACAGCCCCAUGUCUCUUAUAACAGACGGGUACAUAAAUGGGACAAAUACAGUAGUGUAGAAAGACAAUUGGUUCUGAGUGCUGAGAUCAGGUGCUUUAGUUUCACCCCCUUUUUCACUCAGAACAGCCUCAAUUUGCCAGAGAAUGGACUGUACAAGGUGUCAAGCUUUCCACAGGGAUGCUGGACCAUGCUCACUCCAAUGCUUCCCACAGUUGUGCCAUGUUGGUUGGAUGUUCUUUGGAUGGUGGACUAUUCUUGAUACACACAGGAAACUGUUAAGUGUAAAAAUCCCAAAGGCCUUUUCAGCCUUGUUGGAAACCAUCAAGCGUAACGUGAUAAACAUCCAUCGCCCCACCAGCCUUUGCCUUCCUACUGAUUCUCUGUCUGUUUGCUUUUUGUUUGUUUACUUCAGGAAAAUAUUGUGUGCUUGUUUUCAAAAUGCUUAAUGUGGUUGAUAAAGAAUUGAAACCAUGUGUUUAUAUUUGUUUUUGAAUAAACUGUUUUUUUAUGAACAACC